Aspergillus homomorphus CBS 101889 is the source of this 1510-nucleotide messenger RNA. RefSeq names its product metallophosphoesterase family protein. Lineage: Eukaryota; Fungi; Ascomycota; Eurotiomycetes; Eurotiales; Aspergillaceae. The transcript has 4 exons. Gene Ontology annotation, molecular function: hydrolase activity, acting on ester bonds. The record is from RefSeq and is a predicted model, not a curated record. Bases 289 to 1488 code for a protein of 399 amino acids. Gene Ontology annotation, cellular component: cytoplasm.
CCCGCCGCAGCAACGGCGGCACUUAGCGGCCGCCGGCGUCCGUCAAGCCAAGCCUGUCAUCGACAGUGAUGCCAAAACGUGCUCCGUGCCAGAACGCGAACAGGGACCUCGACUACUAUCUCCCGAUAUUGCACUCGGCAAUACAAGCGGCGGACAAGGUUGACAGAGACAUUCAGGGAGGUUUGCCGACGACGCGACAAAUGCUCGUGCUAUAUAUUCUCUCCUUUCCACCGAAGCACGGUUUCGCAUUGCAUCACACCCAGUACCUCUCGACGAAACGCCGUCGCCAUGGUGCGCUUUAGUGUUGUGGCCAUUCUAGGCCUCGCAGCUGAAAUCCGUGCGUUCCCCAGCGUCAAAUCAACCAAACAGUUCGACAAGCGCCUGCAGUUCACAAGUGACGGGACUUUCCAGUUAUCGGUAUUCGAGGACUUGCAUUACGGCGAGGCCGAAGCCACCACCUGGGGACCAAAGCAGGACGUCGAGAGCACGGCGGUGAUAAACACCAUCCUCGAUAACGAGAGCCCACAACUGGUCAUCCUGAAUGGCGAUCUGAUCACCGGCGAGAACACCUUCCUGUCGAAUGCCACCGAUUACAUCGAUGAGAUUGUUGCUCCCCUUGUCGAGCGCGAGUUGCUGUGGGCUUCUACCUACGGCAACCAUGACAGCGACUACAAUCUGUCGCGCAGCGCCAUUCUGGAGCGAGAGCAGACCUAUUCAAACAGCUUGACCCAAAGCAUGGUGUCCGCGAAGCUCGCGGGCGUAUCGAACUACUACCUGCCCAUUUACCCGUCGGACGCCUCCGCGACGACGCCGGCUUUGAUCAUGUGGUUCUUCGACAGCCGCGGAGGAAACCAUUUCCAGGAAUUGGAGGAUGGAAGCGAAGUACCCCAGCCGUGCUGGGUGGACGAGUCGGUCGUCGAAUGGUUCACGCAGACCAACGCUCAACUCACCGAACAAUACGGCAAAGUAAUCCCCUCGAUCGCAUUCUACCACAUCCCCGUCAACGCAAUGCUUGCCUUCCAGAAUCAGGGAGUCAACGCCCACUACGAACCUGGCAUCAACGCCGACAAGCCUCUGGACCAGCAAGGCCAGGCCAGCGGCCAGGGCGAGGUAUCCGGUACUGUAUUCAGUUACGCCGGCCAGGACAUUCCGUUCAUGGAGGCGAUGUUGAACACCGAGGGUCUCCUAGCGACGUUCAGUGGCCAUGACCACGGCGAUGACUGGUGCUUUAAAUGGGACUCCAAGCUGCCGGGGAUGAACCUCACCGGCAACGGUUUGAACAUGUGUUUCGGGCGCCACACCGGCUACGGCGGGUACGGUUCCUGGACACGGGGAUCUCGCCAGGUCCUGCUCGACGAAACGACCCUGGGGGUGCCGCAGAUCUCGACUUGGAUCCGACUGGAGGAUGGAUCGGUCUCCGGGCACAUCACCUUGAACGCCACGUACGGGGAGAAUUGGUAUCCAUCUGUGGCGACGACUUACACUUAAUGUGAAUGAAUGCAGAGUUUUG